GUGCGUUAGUGCCGGUACCACUUCCACCCCCCACCAAGCGGCCAAGCCAACCGAACCUCCAUGGCCACCCGCCGGGACGUGAAUGUGGAAGUGCGCCUCGCCGCCACGACGGAACAUCGCGGCGGCUUGCUGGCUACACGGAGCCCGGAGCCGUCGGCAGCUCACGACGAUACGCAAAUGCCGCGAGAGGCAGCAGAUCUCUCAUCGUUGAAGGAGGCUCUCGACACUGCAACAUUGGAGGAAUCGUCUUCCUCUCUGCAGGUGGAUGCAGCAUCUCAUGAUCACAUUGGAGGCCGCUUGUCUCCUGGUCCUGGGCCACUCAUUACGUCUCGGAGACCUUGUGGUUGGGCCAAGACAUUUAUCAUCAGAACUGAUCGUGAGGGAUCUGUUCAUAUGUAUCCUCCUAUUGGUGGGCCAUUUCAGAGCUUACAGGAGGCUGAUGAUGCUAUUGUUCGCCAUCUUGAUGACCUGCGGGAUAAGACAGUGUGCCUAGCUGACCUUUCCUUGAUGGAGAAAGCUGUACGACAUGCUCUUUACUGGCCUGAUGGCACAAGGAAGAAGCUUUCAAAGUCAUCAGUAGAUCCGGAAAGGAUUAAUCAUACACGCCUAUUGGUUCAAGCUCUACUGGACAAAUAUAAUGAAGACCACAAUCUUUUGGAGAACCUUGCGUAUGAACUCAAAGAUAUUAUGUGCAUCCGAUCAAUUUGUGAGGGCAGCCCCCAUAACUGUAAGUGGUACUAUCAUCUAAAUUUCACCGCAAGGACUAAAGGAGACGAUGAAUUUCACAGUGGCACCGACAAUCUGUUCUUUGCCGAAGUCACACGUAUCGGAGGACAGUAUAAGGAGUUUGCGCUCAGCUGUUUCUACAUUCUUAAACCGAAUGAUAAUGGUCACUGCCGUGGUUGUACAUAUAACAAAAUGGUAAACCUGAAGCACCCUAAUGAUGCUGAUGAAUUCUCUGGUGGUCACUUAGAUCCAUAUUUGCCGUAUGGCGGUGACACUACUAUACAAUAUAGCGGCUCUGAUGAGAAUUUGGACACCGAGGAGGAGGAAGCUAGGUUGCAAGCUAAAGAGGAGGCUCGGGUAAAGCAUAUAUACGCGUGCCUAGAUGAUCCAAGUUUUUUGGAGCAAAUGAGAAGGCGCUUCAAAGAUGAUCCGCGUGCCGAAACAUUUUUUCAGCCAAAAAGAAGACGAGGUCCUCAGCAUGCAACACCAUUACCGAACCAGCAGGAUGCAAUGGAAGACUGAAGCGGCUGGAUGCGACUCCACCUACUUAUUUGCCUCGUACUAAUUUCGAAGAUAGUAAUUAUGUAGAAAUACUAAUGGCCAGGGAGGGAGGGAGAAAUACAUUGGAACCAGCAAGGCGCAAGGUUUGUUGUCUGUGCAUACGCUGCUGUUCAAGAUGGUGCAAACAUGACA
Messenger RNA from Triticum aestivum (bread wheat), 1419 nucleotides. RefSeq lists its product as uncharacterized. Lineage: Eukaryota; Viridiplantae; Streptophyta; Magnoliopsida; Poales; Poaceae. The transcript has 7 exons. The record is from RefSeq and is a predicted model, not a curated record. The coding region runs from base 61 to 1248 and encodes 395 amino acids.